Molecule: messenger RNA, 1698 nt
Organism: Meloidogyne enterolobii
Lineage: Eukaryota; Metazoa; Nematoda; Chromadorea; Rhabditida; Meloidogynidae
Source: the annotation of a GenBank genome assembly
AUGUUUACAAAGCAUCGUUUUCAAAUUAAAAAUAGUUCAAAACUUAAAUAUUCUGAAAGUAAAUUAUUAUUCCCCGAAUUUAUUUCCAAUUGCUUCAACAAACAACAACUUGUAAAAUUAAAAGUUCAAUUUACUUAUGGAUCUAAUGCCGUAAUUUAUUUAUUAGAAAAAGAGCCAAUGAUUUUUCAAGAUGGUGCUGAUAAAGUAAAUUUUUUUCCUUCAGUUUAUUUUCUGUGGUCUUUUCCAACAAUAUUUCCAAUUUUAUUUAUUCAACAUUCAACUUUUGGAUUUUUAAAAAAAGGUGCUGAUUUAAUGAUCCCUGGAAUUGAAUUAAUUAAUCAAUUUCCAAAUUUUGAACAAAAUUGGCCUGUUGGGAUUUCUACAAUUUGUAAAAAUAAAGAAGGGAAUGGAUAUACUAUUUGUGGGCCUUUAGCUGUUGGAAAAGUUUUGUUUUCUUCUGAUGAGUUGAAAGAAAAAAUUGAAACGGGGCAAAAAGGAAAAGGUGUCGAAAUUUUACACAUUUUUGGUGAUUUUCUUUGGGAAUCUGGUUCAAGACGUUCAUUUCCUCAAUUUAUGUCAGAUUGUGUACAUGCUGCUUUAAAUCCACAAACUUCUCAAAAUGAUGAGACUGAUAAUUUGUAUAUGUCACUUUGGAAUUUUAUGGGAAAAUCUAUACUUAAAGAUGAUGAGCAAUUAAUAAAUUUAAACACGGAAAAUAUAUCCUCAAAAUUAAAGAAUGAAGCAGAAGAAUUGCUAAAAAUUGAAGAGUCCUCGUUAACUAGUGAAGAAAUGGAUAAUUUGCUUUUCAAUAUUUUCUUCUCUGCAAUAAAAUAUCAAUUAACACCGGCAAGUAAAUUUCCAUUUGAUGCUGGCCAAUUUUAUGCAAAUUAUAUAAUUAAAAAUAUACCGGUUGGGAAAAAAUUGGAAAUUAAAAAGACGAGUUAUAAAAAAUUUACAACAUUUUUAGAAGAAAUUAAUAAUAAUGAAAAUGGAUGGGUAGUUAAAGUUAAAACAAUCAAAAGUAUUAAUUUUAUUGAAAAUAUAAAUUUUGAUCACCCAUAUGUUCAAAAUGCUUUACCUUUUGACGAAGAUUUUUCAAAUUCUGAUUUAAAACAUUUACCGUCCCAAACAUCAAUAAAUAUUUAUGAACAAAUGUUUUCUUUAACAGAACAAGUUAUGCCUAUUUUUAGAAGUAGAGGACAUCGAAGAGGUGAUUUGGUUAAUAUUCAAGAAAUUCGUUCAAUUCUUUUAGAAUAUGCAAAAGAAAAGAAUUUAAUUUUAAAUGAUGGAAAAGAUAUUAAUUUGGACGAUGAUACACUCCAAAUGGUUGUAAAAUAUUUUUUGCCUGAAGCAUUUCCAGUAAAAACACUUAUACAAAAACUAUGUGAAGCUAUGACAAAGGCUGUACUUGUAAAAACAGCGGGAGGAAGAGAAUUAAUUUAUAGAGGGAAAGUGCCUAAUAUUGAAUUUAAGAUAGAAAAACGUAGUGGAAAUAAAAUUGUAACGCUAGUUAAUAACCUCGCUGCCUUUGGUAUUGAAGCAAAGGAUAUUGCAAAAGAAAUUAAAGGAACUGGAACGUCGAUAUUUCCAAAUGUUUUAGGCUGUGAAGGACCUCAAUUGUUAAUUCAAGGAAAUGAGGUUUUAAAUUUUUUAUUUUUAGAAAGUUUUGACGGGGAGAGACGUCGACUUUUACCUUAA